Molecule: messenger RNA, 549 nt
Organism: Pyrenophora tritici-repentis Pt-1C-BFP
Lineage: Eukaryota; Fungi; Ascomycota; Dothideomycetes; Pleosporales; Pleosporaceae
Source: RefSeq, a predicted model, not a curated record
AUGUGGGCAAGAAUCGUCACUGAGGUGGAUAUUCCGCCCCACUGUAAGGUGGCUAUCGACCCUCAAAGGCUCAAGGCGGAGCCCGGCGCUUGGUCCUUGGAUAUCGUGACCUCUGUAGCACUUGGUAUAACCCUCGCUCCGCUGAAACAGGCAUGGUCCAUCAUCCAGGAAGACAUCACCAAUCUCCUCUGCGAGAACACCGUUAGUACGCUCAACCUGGGUCUCGGAGGCCCGCUCGAUCUCGAGAAGCUGUACAAUAAUUGGCGUGAGGAGGACAUCAAUACCUGUAUACCUCGAUUUUUUCUAAUACAGGAACAGAAAAAGCAAGAAGAGCUGAAGAACGCUAUCUCUACGAAAAUGGAAGGAGAGGAAGAGGUUACUGCUACGACGGAUACGGAUGGAGAAGACAAGGUCAGCAAAACAGAUAAAGAAGGAGAAGAUGAGGCUUUCAGAACGGAAACAAAAGGAGCAGAAGGUACUAUCACUACGGAUACAGAUGGAGAGGAGAAAGUCACCACAACAGAAAUAGAAGGAGAAGAGAAAGCAUGA